AUGUUUAGAUAUAAAAUUGUUGGCAUUUUGCACGCGAUCGGAUGCUUUGGUGCGAUAAGGCUUAACGAGAAUUUACUAAACUUAUACUUAUUCCUAAUGAUUGUGCUUUUAUUCGGCGACGGAAUCCUCGGAAUUGUUUGGAUUCUGCGCUUCAAUACAAUUGUUGCCAAAUUGAGAGGAGAUCUAAGGCUUAGAUUAACUAACGAUUACGGAAUGGACAUUGAAUUUCAAGUAAGCAAUUAAUGAAUUGCCUCUAAAUAUUAUCAUAUGUUUGUAAU
This is a messenger RNA of Medioppia subpectinata, 278 nucleotides long. Lineage: Eukaryota; Metazoa; Arthropoda; Arachnida; Sarcoptiformes; Oppiidae. The record is from the annotation of a GenBank genome assembly.